UCUCCACCUCUCGGUGGAGGAAUACAAGUUUAUCACCCAGCCAGGGACGGGACGGUCUCUUCUGCCGCUCCUCUCCUCCGUCUAUCGGCUUGCACUGGGUUAUUUCUCCUGUAUGGUGGAUAUCCUGCUCAAUACUUCUUUCUUGGAUGAUAUGGGGGAUCAUUCAAAAAAGAAGUCGGGAAUCGCAAUGUGUGUGGGCUGUGGAAGUCAGAUACACGACCAGUACAUCCUGAGAGUCUCCCCGGACCUGGAGUGGCAUGCAGCCUGUCUCAAGUGUGCAGAGUGCAGUCAGUACCUGGACGAGACGUGCACUUGCUUCGUCCGAGACGGAAAGACUUACUGUAAAAGAGAUUAUGCAAGGUUAUUUGGCAUCAAAUGUGCAAAGUGCAACAUGGGCUUCUGCAGCAGCGACCUGGUGAUGAGAGCUCGGGAAAACGUGUAUCACAUGGAGUGUUUUAGGUGCUCGGUUUGUAGCCGACACCUCCUGCCGGGGGACGAGUUCUCUCUGCGGGAUGACGAGCUGCUGUGCCGGGCGGAUCACGGCUUGCUCGUGGAGAGGAGCUCUGCAGGGAGCCCGCUGAGCCCGGGGAACAUUCACACCAGACCGCUGCACAUCUCAGACACAGUUUCGGUCCGGCAUCCUCCUCAUCACCGGAAUCACGUCCACAAACAGUCCGAGAAGACCACCCGAGUCCGAACGGUGCUGAACGAGAAGCAGCUCCACACCCUGCGGACCUGCUACAACGCCAACCCGAGACCGGACGCUCUGAUGAAGGAGCAGCUGGUGGAGAUGACCGGCCUGAGCCCCAGGGUGAUCCGCGUCUGGUUUCAGAACAAACGCUGCAAAGACAAGAAGAGGUCCAUCCUGAUGAAGCAGCUUCAGCAACAACAACACAGCGACAAAACAAAUCUGCAGGGCCUGACAGGCACAGCUCUGGUGGCAGGCAGUCCAAUCCGGCACGACAACACUGUGCAAGGGAAUCCUGUGGAGGUGCAAACCUACCAACCACCGUGGAAAACCCUCAGCGACUUCGCCCUGCAGAGCGACCUGGACCAGCCCGCCUUCCAACAACUGGUGUCUUUCUCUGAAUCCGGCUCUCUGGGUAACUCAUCGGGCAGUGAUGUGACCUCUCUGUCGUCUCAGUUACCGGACACACCGAACAGCAUGGUGCCGAGUCCCAUCGACACGUGAAGAAGAAGAAGUAGAAGAAGAAGAAGCCUCGAGGUCAAAGCUUGACUCCCUCCCCACCAACACCACCACCUCCACCUCCACCUUUCCCCUUUUCCUAUAGGCCGUGCGCGCACCCGCGUCCUCUGCAGGGACGCGCAGAGACCUCAAGUGACAUUCAAUGAAGAAUAAACGAACAAAAAAAAAAGGACCAGGAUGGAUUAUGAGGAUACAUUCAGGUGUCGACUGGAGGAUUAUAGGUCUGACUGUUUCCUUUACAUCUAUAGGCAUUUUAGCUGCCUUGCUCAAGGACACCUCAGCAGGACAAACAGCUGUUGACGGGCUUUUACUCUCUUCCUACCAUGAUGCCAAUGCCUGAACUGGGCCUGAACUUGGUGAAUAUGUUAUGGGAUUGAAACAGCCUGUACUGGACGCCUGAACGUUAACGCUUACAGUAUGUUUAUCAGGAAAACCCACAAGUACAAACUGUGUAGAUGUGCAUGAUUUGUAAGUUUCAAUAUCGACUCUUGUAAAUGAAUGAAACAGAUGAUGAGAUGCGCAUUGUUGGCGUUUUCUCCAGAAAAUAAGUUAUUAUUAUUUAUUAUGAGGACAGACAUAGCCGAUCUUAUCAAUAAAAAAAAAAACAUAGUUCUAACUGAUUAUUGCAUGCAAAAAUCCAUUUGUUCCAUAAACUUUCAGAGGAUUUAAAAAAAAAAAUCAUAGUCGGCAAAAUAAAUCAGUUUUUUAAGGGGAAUGGAAACGCAUCUGCUGCUUAUAAUGCCUGACACUGUUUUGAAUGGAGGACAGAGCUAGAGGAGCUCCCUUGUUUACACUUCAAAAAGGGUUAAUUCAGUAAAAAAAAAAACCUAUACAAAUAAAUGCAUAAAUACACACGUUUGGGCAAUCAAUCAGAAAUUUUAUAUUUAAGUGUUGCAAAUGUUUAGUUGUGCAGUUUUUUUUUUUUUGGUGAAGCUGUAAACUUCUGCUUAUAAUAGGGCCUGUUCAAUUUCUGAGCAAAGCAUCAGUGAUCCUUGGUCCAACGAGACGACGAGCUGAGGCCUCUUCAUGAUGUUUUUUUUUUUUUUUUUUUUUUUUGAAUGAUGUCCAAAUAGCCUGGGCCUAUAAAUAUACAGCAAAUUUUGCGUAAUGUUUUGUUCCCAUCGGUGAUAAAACGAUAAAAAAACAGUCUCCUUUAGACAAAUGUCAUAGCACCAUACCGACCUGAGGCCCAUGGUUACAAGUCUAGACAGAGGACAGGCAGCGGCGGCCGCUUAUCUGCAUCUGGCAUCAUCUCCAAAGGACACACUGAAUGGACUCAAAACAAAACGCGCAGCCGCGCAGCGCUGACUGGACUCCCAGCCUGCGGACGCAUCCUGGCGUGUCUUGAGUUUAUUUUCAUUCCAGUAGGAAUCCUGAACGGCAAAUAGCCGCUGGACAAAGAGAGCAUGCAGGUCAAGCCGGGACUGACACACUACACCUCAACAAUUUGUUGGGGAGGAUCGGUUUUUUAUCAGUGCAGGAGGAAAUGGGAGUCUCGUUGAAAUUCAGAAAUCCUGUUAAGGCUUUAAGACGUGCUGAUAGACUAAGUCUGUAAACUGUGUGCAAUAGUACAACAGUGGCAACAAUAAAUUUAAGAAGAAAAUGUUGAGAGAGAAACUAAAGAUAGGGCUAUCUAAUGACAUUUGAUAGGCUCACUAUUCAUUUCAAAAUCUGAAUUUGAAAAGGAGAUAUUUUAGUGAAUCCUGGCACAGAAGACUUUAAAAGCUCCAAGAUUUCAACGUCAUCGCUGCCUGCAACUAAACUUUGGACAGGCUGAAUAAAUCACUCCAGUUUCACACUGUGGAAAAAUGCAAAGGGAAGUUUUGUGAAGCUGUUUUUCUAGACAAAAUUUUCCUUUUUUCCUAAAUGCAGCCUGAACAUGCAGCAGGUUGCCUGUCACACACAUUGGUGAUGAUUGGUGGUAGAUUCAAACCUUCUUUUAAAUAUUUUUCAGCACACUGUUUUUAUUACAGAUGUCUGUGUAUUCACAUUUCUUUGAGAGGAUGUCUUCAUUAUCUGAGCUCAUGAGGAUCUAACUGAUAAAAAGACUCAUCACAAAGGCAAACCACAGCAGAAGUGUUGAUAUUUGUUAAGUCACACUCAGAUUAUCACUAUUUUCUGUCAAAACAGAAUAAAACCACAGAACAACACAUAACCGUAUGUAUUUUUAAUAUUCAAUAAGUGAAUAACUCAAUAAAUUAUAUUAAUUUAUAAGUGGCUCCUAACCGAGAGAAAAAAAGAAAAGAAAAAGAUGUGAACAUGAAAAAUAGAACUCUCAACACAUAUUUGCAAUCAAGGCAGGUCAUGUAACUGGCAUUAUGUAGACUAGAGAACAUUCUGGUAAUUCACAUUUAAAAAUGAGAAGGAAAAAAAAAUGCAAUAAAUUAACACAAACAGUGCUGAUGAAAAAAAAAACGUUUGGCAAAUUAUAAAUUACAGUAUAAGUAAACGUUUCACUGCACUGAAAAUGGAUCCAUUUCUAUCUACAACAGAAACAAAAAGAGAAACAAAUGGCUUGUUUAGACAGUAAAUGGAAUAGUUGUGCAUGUGUUCUAACUACAAUGUACAAACAAGACAUCUUGUGCAAAUUCCUCCAUAAACAUCAAUCUGAUUUCUAAAAAAAAAAAAAUCAAAACAGCUGAACCGA
Larimichthys crocea (large yellow croaker) is the source of this 3854-nucleotide messenger RNA. It is a transcript of the gene isl2a, whose product is annotated as ISL LIM homeobox 2a. NCBI's taxonomy places the organism in Eukaryota, Metazoa, Chordata, Actinopteri, Sciaenidae. The record is from RefSeq and is a predicted model, not a curated record. The coding region runs from base 113 to 1192 and encodes 359 amino acids. Gene Ontology annotation, biological process: axonogenesis; positive regulation of transcription by RNA polymerase II; neuron fate specification. Gene Ontology annotation, cellular component: nucleus. Gene Ontology annotation, molecular function: cis-regulatory region sequence-specific DNA binding; DNA-binding transcription factor activity, RNA polymerase II-specific. The transcript is spliced from 6 exons.